AUGUCAGUCAUGAAGCCCUAUUUAAUGACCAUUUCCAUCCUUCUGAUCCUGGUUCAUAAGACUCCAGGUGGCCUGUUCAGAUCCUUCUUUGGCAAGAGCAAGGAGCCUUGGAUUCCAUGCCAACUUUACCAUGGCGUGUGCAGAAAUGCCUGCAGAAAACAAGAAAUUCAGUACUUAACCUGCCCCAAUGAUCAAAAGUGCUGCCUGAAAUUUUCUGAGAAAAUAACCAGUUCUAACCAUGUGAAGGAGAACUCCAACUCCAAUGCCAACCUGUCAGUUACAAACACUUAACGCUACUCUGAAAUUUGAAUAUCACCAACCUCACCCCCUCCUGGAGCAAUUCCUCCCCCAU
Molecule: messenger RNA, 352 nt
Organism: Myotis brandtii (Brandt's bat)
Lineage: Eukaryota; Metazoa; Chordata; Mammalia; Chiroptera; Vespertilionidae
Gene: DEFB116
Product: defensin, beta 116
Exons: 2
Coding region: 1-291 (96 amino acids)
Biological process (GO): innate immune response
Cellular component (GO): extracellular region
Source: RefSeq, a predicted model, not a curated record